AUGCGUGCCUCCAUCUUCUUCGCUACCCUCUCGGCUUUCGCCAUCUCUGGUGCCAUUGCCCAGGACAGCUCCAGCGCUGCUGCUGAUACCUCUGUGCCCCCAAACCCUGAGACCCAGUAUCUGACUGAGACCAACUCUCUCGGUGUCCCUACUGGACAGCCUUCGGUUAUUACCUCUCAACCUGCAGUGGUGACUUCCCAGCCCGCCGUCGUGACCUCCCAAACCGCUGCCGCUUCCAUCCCCGCUGGUCUCACUGCCCCCGUCGUGACCCCCGUCACCAACAGCGGAAGCACCACCCUAGUGACUGGCACUCGCCCCGCCUCCAGCUCCUCCACUGCCGACUCUUCUUCCUCCACCGAGACCGACUCUUCGUCAACUUCUUCCACAGCCCUACCACCAGCUCCCACAGCUCUACCAACGGUGCCCCCCAUGGCCACUGCGGGCAUGGGUCUCGCUGCCGGUGCUGCUCUCCUCGCUUUUCUUUAA
This is a messenger RNA of Penicillium chermesinum, 486 nucleotides long. Its product is annotated as putative GPI anchored protein. The record is from RefSeq and is a predicted model, not a curated record. NCBI's taxonomy places the organism in Eukaryota, Fungi, Ascomycota, Eurotiomycetes, Eurotiales, Aspergillaceae. Bases 1 to 486 code for a protein of 161 amino acids. The transcript has 3 exons.